UUCUUCUAAUUUCUUUUGGCAUCCAUUGCCUCAGCAGCAUAACUGCAUUAAUUUUUUCUUUCCUUUCGUUGUUUUUUUCCCCCUCCAUACGUCAGUGGCUUCCGCACACGUCCAAUUCAACUGUCGUUUUUGCCCACCACAACCUCGGUUGUUGGCUAUAAAUUAGCUCCGAAAAUGCUUGAGUCCAAAAUUUAUUAUCAGCAAACAGCAUCAGCAUCAGGGAGCAGCGGCAUGCAGUAUCAGGGAGCAGCGGCAAGCGCAUUGCAACCGAGAAAACUUUUAUUUUGUGCAAUCCAAUUUUCCACAUUUUCACAAUUUUCCUCUACUAAUUUCAUAUCCACUAUCAUUCUUCCUAUCUGCCUUUUUAGUUCUAUCGAUGCUUCUUCCUCGCCUUUCUUUGUUCGUCUGUUUGCCUUUCUAUUUUUCUCUAUGUGGCAAUUUGUUAUUGUCUGUUUCGUUAGCAUCGCGUGCGUUGCUCGCGCGUCGCUGGUUGAGGUGUUUACAAGUUGUUGUUACUACUGUUGCUGAGUUUGUUGUUCUUAUUGUUUUUUCUGUGGCAACGGUUGUUUUCAAGCACUAGACAUACAUAUAUACAUACAUACAAACAUAUAGAAAAAGUUCACUGGCGUAGUUCUGCGUGCUACAAUUCUACAAAUUUGUUGCUGCUCUUUUCUCUAGAUUUUGGUUGGCGGAAAAAGCACAACUCACCAGCUCUCGACGCCGAACCAGCAGCCGCCCGCUACACGUACGCCAGCCAACAGCGAACCGCAACAACAGCAGCAACACUUAGCCAAACAAACAUUUUACGGCAACAACCUAACGCAAUCAUGUGUCGUUGGCCGUGGCUAAGACGAAUAGGCGCACAGCAAAGCGCAACAGUAAACAGCCAACUUAAACGGCCAAGAGCCAACAAGCCAACAGCGAACACAACGAUAUUGUGAAAAAUCGAAAAAUCGUGUGCAAACAAAGACAGCAAAAAGAAAAGCAUGAAAUAACAGAAAAAAAAAUACAACGACUACGGCAACAGGCGGCAACCAAGCAACAGCAACAACAAGUGCAAAGAAAUAAAAACGCCAGUCAGCCCAACAAGCAGGUCGACGGGCCGGCAGCGCUUCGCUUGGCAAUUUAUGGCCGCGAGCGUGAAUUUGAUUUGAUUUGGGAGUAAAAAUCAGCCGGCGCUAGAGAGAGACCUUCCUCUAUGUACGCUCCCAUUGCAUGGCUCGCCUAAGCAGCGCUCGCUGUCUGUGCGCUCAGUGCUCGGCGCUCAGCUGUUGGUCAACGCAACGCGCUCACCCAUUCCGAACCCAAAAAUAUUUGUACUAUUUGUGCUUCGCAGCGCUGGCGAGCUGGCGCGGAAAUUAAACAAAGAAAAGCACGCGAUAAACGGGUGAAAAUUAAGUUCGUGUUCUUAUUUUCCAUUACAAAUUUUUUCAGCGUUUAUUUCACAAAGUAGUGCUAAUUUUCACUGCGCGAAGUUGAUGAAGUAAUUUUGUGCGAAGAUUGUCGGAAUCCGGAUAUUUUGUGUAAGAAUUUUUGUAUUUCGGCGUAUUUUAGCGCAUGUUGGCUGCUUUAAAUUAAAAUAAAAUUGAAAACGUGGAAUUAAAAAUAAUUUUGCACUUAUAGAUAAAAAGAAAGCAAAUUCAACUCAAAAAAUUAAUAAUAAAAAGAAGAAGCAGAGCAGCGUUGAGCGAAAAAGUGAGAAGCGUUAAACAAGUGUUUAUACAAAAGUCUCUUGAUUACAAUUCAUUAAGAAAAUAAUAAUUAUUUUUAACUAAUUACUACAUAAAAAUACCUACAAAUCGGCUAUUGGACUCUGAGUAGGCAGUCAAAACACCUUGAACGCGUACGUCAGCUUUGAAGGUGCAAGGUCAUAAACAACGGUGCAAUAAACUUAAGUCAUCAGUGUGUAAGAAAAAAAAUUAAUUUUUGAAUACACGUUCGAGAAGAGAAGAAGCCAUCAAAAUAGGUACUCGUUUGCGUGAAAAUAAUCCCAAUAAAGAUAGCAACAACAUGAUCUAUAUAGAUGACUCAGAGCCGGAAGGUGAACUCGAGCCAGCUUUUCCCUAUCGUGACGUGACCAUCAAACGUGGCGUUGAUGCUAACGAGUUAUAUGAGAUUAUAAGUGAAGUGGGCAGAGGCAAAUUCGGCACAGUCUACAAAUGCCAGGAGAAGGAGAAUAAACUGAAAUUGGCUGCUAAAUUUGUGCCCAUACCAAAACGUGAAGACCGUCGUAAUGUUGAGCGAGAAGUGGAAAUCAUGAAUUCACUGCAACACCAUCUCAUCAUACAAUUGUAUGCGGCAUAUGAGUAUCAGAAAAUGAUGUGCGUUGUGCUGGAGUUAGUCGAAGGCGGCGAACUAUUCGAUCGUGUGGUCGAUGAUGAAUUCGUGCUAACCGAACGUGUUUGCGUGGUGUUCAUUCGUCAAGUUUGCGAAGCAAUGGAAUUUAUACAUCGUAAUAAUAUUUUACAUUUAGACUUGAAGCCCGAAAAUAUUUUAUGCCUCACGCAGGAGGGCAAUCGUAUAAAAGUCAUAGAUUUUGGUUUAGCGCGUAAAUAUGAUCCCAAUAAGCGUUUGCAGAUUCUCUUUGGCACACCCGAAUUUGUUGCACCCGAGGUUGUGAAUUUCGAUUGUAUUUCUUAUGCGACGGAUAUGUGGAGUGUCGGUGUGAUUUGUUAUGUGCUCAUCUCAGGUCUCUCACCGUUUAUGGGUGAAACAGAUAUUGAAACUAUGGCAAAUGUUACCAUUGCCAAGUAUGACUUCGAAGAUGAGUCCUUUAGUAAUGUAUCACCGGAAUGUUUGGACUUUAUAGGAAAGCUAUUGGUAAAGGAUUUGACCACCCGCAUGACUGCCGCACAAUGCCUGGAACACAAAUGGCUGCAGCGACGACCCAAUCCGCCAAAAAUACACGCACCAAAACCAUCAAAUGUGCCGCCACCAAAAUUAAAAGCGGCCACACCUUCACCGGUGCCACCAGAAGUGGUGGAAGAAGAAGAAACGAAAGCAGCAGUGGCAGUGGCGAACGUGGAACCACAAAAAACCAAAGAAACUGUAGAGGAAGCGAGAAAGGGUGAAAAGGUGGCAACAAAAGAAGCAGUUGUGAAACCAACGGACAAGAACACGACGGAGAGCAAAGAGCUCGACACCACCAAGGACAAUUUGAAACAUUUCAUCGAACGUUGGGAGGAACAUCCAAAUAGUCCAUACGUAUUCGAUGUUGAGAGUAAUGUGAUUGCACCGCUAAGUGAGACAUCAUUCACUAAGACACACGGCCCGGAGAGCAUUUCAUCGUCACGAGUUUGCUCGCCCUCGCCGUGCGAGUCCAUUGAAACCAUAAUCGACGACGAUGUCUUCAGCAGCCCCGAACAGGACAAUGACAGUCCCAGCACACUAGCCACACCGAUAAAUGAGUCACGCGAAAAACUCUUCCCCAGCAGCGCGUCGUUGUCGUACACAGCCGGCGGUAUAACACCGACUAGCACUACGCCUACACCACAGCCGCCACUACAGUACGGACCACAACAUCUACUCGGUCGACGCGGCUAUGGUGACGAUCUCAGCGGCAGCAGCACAAAUCUCAAUCAGCAAGAGCGAAGCAUGAAGAGCUAUCUGCACACCUUCGAUCGACGCAACUCCGAUACGAGUUAUUUGCUGGGACGGCGCGCUUCUGGCGAGCGUGUGAAUUUGGCCGAUGAAAUACGUAAACUAUCCGAUCAUUUGCUCAUGUUGGCGGAGAUCAACACCAAACUCGGCAGUGAGGUCAAGUUGGAGGCGGACUCGAACAAUAAUAAACAAGCAAAGAAAACGAAAGCAGGCGGCAGCGGCGGGGAGACGUCUAAAGGAAAAGCGCAUGCGGCGCCUAAAGAAACUUCGUCUACAACAACCAAAAAGACAGUGACUACAAGUAAAGACAAAAGCGUUAAGUCCGAAAGUAGUGAGUCCACAAAAGUGUCUGGCAAUGCAACGACCACAACAACGACAACCACAAGCAGCACAACAACAAACAAGUCCAAUGCGAAUGGUGUGCGCUCAAAAUUCAGCACAGUCUCCAUGCGUUUGCAGCAAUCGAUCGAAGAGACACCAAAGCUGACUAACGGCGGUCCGAGCUUUGGUGUGCCGUGGAAAUCUAAUAUAACGACCACAAAAUCCAGCAGGAAAAGCAUCACUACGGCAGCCGCAAAGGAAGACAGCGCCACCCAACGACACGCACACGAGUCGGCAAGCGUACGGCGUGCCAAAUUUCGUAUCAAUCAAAUGUCACGCGAUGUGCCGAUCGGCGUGCCGAACAUUCACCAAGCGGUCAACCUUGAAGAGGCGGCGAACACCACCAAAGAUUGUCUGCUGCAUCUGCUGGAGAAAUAUAAUGAGACGAACAAGUGUCGCAAUCCGAUGGCGCGUCAUCAGAGCAUCAGCGUCGAUUGGAAUAUGAGUGAUAAUCUGGAAUACCGCUCCAUGAGCUCCAUCAAUGCGUUCUUUCAGCGUCACAACAAUACCGGCGAGAAUGUACGCCAACUGCAGGCGCAAUUGGAGAGUAAGACCAGUUCGCCGGGAAGUGCCAAAUGAGUUGGUGGUGCGCAGGGACGCUGAGGUCUUACGGAGUCGACCUUAACUCUUGCGCAGCAGCGGCUGUUUCUAGUCUUCGCAAACUUUUGCUUUAUUUUAUUUAAAAAAAAAACAUGACGAGAUUAAUUAAUUUAUGUUUCUUUCUCUUUGUUAAGCUCUUGUUUAACUCAUAAAAUAUUUAAUUUAAUAUUAUAAAUUCAAUUAUUAUUCUAUGUAAAUUUAUUAGUAAAU
Ceratitis capitata (Mediterranean fruit fly) is the source of this 4791-nucleotide messenger RNA. RefSeq names its product death-associated protein kinase related. Gene Ontology annotation, molecular function: protein serine/threonine kinase activity; ATP binding. NCBI's taxonomy places the organism in Eukaryota, Metazoa, Arthropoda, Insecta, Diptera, Tephritidae. The transcript has 11 exons. The record is from RefSeq and is a predicted model, not a curated record. Gene Ontology annotation, biological process: intracellular signal transduction; protein phosphorylation; positive regulation of apoptotic process. Bases 2011 to 4560 code for a protein of 849 amino acids. Gene Ontology annotation, cellular component: nucleus.